AUGUCCAAGUCAUUCACCACCGCCGAGGUCGCCAACCACAAGACCGAGAAGGACAUGUGGCUCAUCGUCGAGGACGGCGUCUACGACAUCACCGCCUUCCAGGAGGAACACCCGGGCGGCGCGAAGAUCCUCAAGCGUUUCGCCGGGAAGAACGCCACCAAGGCCUUCUGGAAGUACCACAACGAGCACGUCCUCGAAAAGUACGGCGGCAAGCUCAAGAUUGGCACCGUCAAGGAGGCUGCCAAGCUAUGA
Verticillium alfalfae VaMs.102 is the source of this 252-nucleotide messenger RNA. RefSeq lists its product as hypothetical. NCBI's taxonomy places the organism in Eukaryota, Fungi, Ascomycota, Sordariomycetes, Glomerellales, Plectosphaerellaceae. Gene Ontology annotation, molecular function: heme binding. The record is from RefSeq and is a predicted model, not a curated record. The transcript is spliced from 2 exons. The coding region runs from base 1 to 252 and encodes 83 amino acids. Gene Ontology annotation, cellular component: membrane; intracellular membrane-bounded organelle.